This is a messenger RNA of Mollisia scopiformis, 903 nucleotides long. Its product is annotated as manganese and iron superoxide dismutase. Bases 5 to 619 code for a protein of 204 amino acids. The record is from RefSeq and is a predicted model, not a curated record. Gene Ontology annotation, cellular component: mitochondrion. The transcript has 3 exons. Gene Ontology annotation, molecular function: metal ion binding; superoxide dismutase activity. Gene Ontology annotation, biological process: superoxide metabolic process. NCBI's taxonomy places the organism in Eukaryota, Fungi, Ascomycota, Leotiomycetes, Helotiales, Mollisiaceae.
UGCUAUGGCAAGCACAAGCUUUGUCCGCGGCAAGGCAACUCUUCCAGAUCUGCCAUAUGAUUACGGUGCGCUUGAGCCAUCUAUUUCUGGCAAGAUUAUGGAACUUCACCACAAGAACCACCACCAAACAUAUGUCAACAGCUUCAAUGCUGCUAGCGAGCAACUCGAAGCUGCUGAAUCGAAGGAAGAUAUUGCCGCUCAGAUUGCUCUUCAGCCAUUGAUCAACUUCCAUGGUGGUGGACAUAUCAAUCAUACUCUGUUUUGGGAAAAUCUUGCUCCAAGCAAGAAUGGAGGAGGUGGUGAGCCAGCAGGUUCAUUGAAGACUGCCAUCGAAUCGAGCUACGGCGACUUCUCUCAAUUCAAGACCAAAUUCAACACUGCUCUUGCUGGCAUUCAAGGAAGUGGAUGGGCAUGGCUCGUGAAGGACAACGAGACUGGACAAGUUCAGAUCCGCACAUAUGCCAAUCAAGACCCUGUUGUCGGAAAGUACACACCUCUGCUUGGUGUUGAUGCUUGGGAGCAUGCGUAUUACCUUCAAUACCAAAACCGCAAGGCAGAGUACUUCAGUGCUAUCUGGGAUGUUAUCAACUGGAAGGCGGUUGAGGGUAGAUUGAAGUAGGCAGUCAUGCUGGGAUGUAAGAUAUCGAGGAAGCGAAUUACGAAUUGCAUGGAAUGGGAGCAUGAAGGGAUCAGUACAGCUUCCUAAAUGAACAUAUCCCAACAUCAACCUCUAAUACGGAUCAGCCAUGUUAAAGACCCUUCUCCUUAUUCCAGCUAUUUGUUCGGCUAAGUGGCCCUACUGUAUUUGCUGAUGCCCUAAUUGACAUCAAAUUUCGCGAAGGAAGUCUUCACCCUAUCAUGUAGCUAAUACCAAAUAAUGCUGUCUGGUGUAUUCAUUGCUAA